AUGGAUGCACAGCGUUCAACUAACAAGAGUGGUGCUAGGAAGAAGGAAACCUUCGCACCACCUACAGACGGCCGAGAUACACAGCGUUCAACUAACAAGAGUGGUGCUAGGAAGAAGGAAACCUUCGCACCGUCUACAGACGACCAGGAUGCACAGCGUACAACUAACAAGAGUGGUGCUAGGAAGAAGGAAACCUUCGCACCGCCUACAGACAACCGGGAUGCACAGCGCUCAACUAACAAGAGUGGUGCUAGGAAGAAGGAAACCUUCGCGUCACCUACAGACGGCCGGGAUGCACAGCGCUCAACUAACAAGAGUGGUGCUAGGAAGCAGGAAACCUUCGCACCGUCUACAGACGACCGUGAUGGACAGCGUUCAACUAACAAGAGUGGUGCUAGGAAGAAGGUUACCUUCGCACCGUCUACAGACGGCCUGGAUGCACAGCGUUCAACUAACAAGAGUGGUGCUAGGAAGAAGGUAACCUUCGCACCACCUACAGACGGCCGGGAUGCACAGCGUUCAACUAACAAGAGUGGUGCUAGGAAGAAGGAGGCAUUUGCACCGUCUACAGACGGUUAA
This is a messenger RNA of Branchiostoma floridae (Florida lancelet), 579 nucleotides long. RefSeq names its product trans-Golgi network integral membrane protein 2-like. The record is from RefSeq and is a predicted model, not a curated record. NCBI's taxonomy places the organism in Eukaryota, Metazoa, Chordata, Leptocardii, Amphioxiformes, Branchiostomatidae. The transcript has a single exon. Bases 1 to 579 code for a protein of 192 amino acids.